This is a messenger RNA of Drosophila virilis, 2429 nucleotides long. RefSeq names its product chromatin-remodeling complex ATPase chain Iswi. Gene Ontology annotation, biological process: regulation of transcription by RNA polymerase II; nucleosome organization. Gene Ontology annotation, cellular component: nucleus; chromatin. The record is from RefSeq and is a predicted model, not a curated record. Lineage: Eukaryota; Metazoa; Arthropoda; Insecta; Diptera; Drosophilidae. Gene Ontology annotation, molecular function: DNA binding; ATP binding; ATP hydrolysis activity.
UUUCGAUGAAGUUUGACAAUCGCCGCUUUUUCCCGCUGCAGACGCGUUUCGAGCGACUCGCUUAAUGCAUAUUGAAUAUAUAAACUAAAUAAAUACGAAUUGUUGAACGGAUACAAAUAUGUCUAAAACAGAUGUCACUGCAAUGGAGGAAAACAAAGAAAAUGUGAUCCUUAACUCAGCGGAGCCUGAUGAAGCCUCAAAAUUCAAGCAAGCUAAGGCGGCUUAUUUAAAAAAUAUUGAAGGUGCACGCAACAGGCGCUUCGAUUGUCUGCUUAAGCAAACGGAGAUCUUUGCGCAUUUCAUGUCGAAUGCGAAUGCAAACGCAGAGAGCCCCACCGACAGCAAGGGGCGUGCCAGGAAGGGAAGACCGAAGGCCAGGGUGCAAGGGAAGCCUGAACAGCGACGCCGUUCAUCGGUAAAGGAUCAGCAUCAUGGGGCGGCGGAGGAUUCGAAUAACAACAAUCUAGUACACUUUAAUGCUUCGCCCGCAUAUAUCGAAGGCGGCGAAAUGCGUGACUAUCAGAUACGUGGCCUGAACUGGAUGAUAUCGCUCUACGAGAAUGGCAUCAACGGCAUCUUGGCCGAUGAAAUGGGUCUGGGCAAGACGCUGCAGACCGUCUCGCUGAUUGGCUACCUCAAGCAUUUUAAAAACCAAUCUGGACCGCACUUGGUUGUCGUACCAAAGUCGACUUUGCAGAAUUGGAUGAACGAGUUUAAGCAUUGGUGCCCCUCACUCAACGCCGUUUGUCUGAUUGGCGACUUGAAAAGUCGCAAGACCUUUAUACGCGACGUGCUGGUGUCUGGCAAUUGGGAUGUGUGCAUCACCUCCUACGAGAUGUGCUUGCGUGAGAAGAGCGCCCUAAAAAGUUUCCACUGGCAGUACCUGGUCAUGGAUGAGGCACAUCGUAUUAAGAACGAAAAAACGAAGCUUGCGGAGAUUAUACGCGAGUUCAACUCGGCCAAUCGGUUACUCCUCACGGGCACCCCUUUGCAGAACAAUUUGCAUGAGCUGUGGGCGCUGCUCAAUUUCCUGUUGCCAGAUGUGUUUAACUCCUCGGAGGAUUUCGAUGAGUGGUUUAACACAAACUCCUGUUUGGGCGAUGAGACGCUGGUCUCACGUCUGCACGCUGUGCUGAAGCCGUUUCUAUUGCGUCGCCUGAAGUCGGAGGUGGAGAAGAGUUUGAAGCCCAAGAAAGAGACCAAGAUCUUCGUGGGUAUGUCCAAAUUGCAACGCGAGUGGUAUACUAAGCUUUUGCUCAAGGACAUUGACGUCGUUAACGGAGCUGGCAAAAUAGAGAAAAUGCGACUUCAGAACAUCUUGGUUCAUCUGCGUAAAUGCACCAAUCAUCCCUAUUUGUUUGAUGGUGCCGAACCUGGACCGCCCUACACGACGGACGAGCAUUUGGUGAACGACUCAGGCAAAAUGAUCAUUUUGGACAAGUUGCUGCCAAAGCUGCAGGAGCAGGGCUCUCGUGUGUUGAUCUUUUCGCAGAUGACACGCAUGCUGGACAUUCUGGAGGAUUAUUGCGCCUGGCGUAACUAUAAUUAUUGCCGCUUGGAUGGCAAGACGGAGCACGAGGACCGUAAUCAAAUGAUCCAGGAAUACAACAUGGAGAAGAGCACUAAAUUUAUAUUCCUAUUGUCAACUCGUGCUGGCGGCUUGGGCAUCAAUUUGGCCACCGCUGAUGUGGUCAUCAUCUAUGAUUCGGACUGGAAUCCGCAGAUGGAUCUACAGGCCAUGGAUCGUGCACAUCGUAUUGGUCAGAAAAAACAGGUGCGCGUGUUCCGUCUAGUGACGGAGAACACCGUCGACGAGAAGAUUGUGGAGCGGGCAGAAGUCAAGCUACGUUUGGAUAGAAUGGUUAUCCAAGCCGGUCGUGUGCUUGAAAAUCACACCCAGCCCGGUAAAGAUGAAAUUUUGAAUAUCAUCCGUUUUGGUGCAAAGGAUAUAUUCAACAACAUGGACAUGAACAACAUGGACGAGGACAUCGAUGUCAUACUGGAGCGUGGAGAAGCGAAAACAGCCGAACAAAAGGCCAGACUAGAUAAGCUGGGCGAGAGCUCUCUACGCCACUUCACCAUGGACACAAGCAGCGAGGCGGGCACCUCCUCUGUAUAUCAGUUUGAAGGCGAGGAUUGGCGCGCAAAGCGAAAGAGUAGUCAAAUGGACCAUUGGAUUGAGCCGCCCAAGCGUCAGCGUAAGGGUAUCAAUUAUGGUGAGAUGACGUCAAAAGAUACCAGCUAAAAUCGAAAGGGCUUUGAAUCAACCCAAGUUACCAGAAGCCAUUUACCAUUUAUUUAUUUACAUUCAUACAACUUUCCACUAGUGAAAUCCUACGUUAUUUAUAUGUUAAAAAGAAACUUGAUUUUAUUAUGUUCUUAACCAAAUACAAUUAAACAGGCAUUACUAUUAAGAUCGCAAAAGAAAA